Molecule: messenger RNA, 821 nt
Organism: Umbelopsis ramanniana AG
Lineage: Eukaryota; Fungi; Mucoromycota; Umbelopsidomycetes; Umbelopsidales; Umbelopsidaceae
Exons: 3
Coding region: 30-755 (241 amino acids)
Source: RefSeq, a predicted model, not a curated record
GUUCGUGACCGUGCAAUAAAAAAAAAUUGAUGUUCAGUUCAACAAGCCUGCAACUUGAACAGCUUCUAAAUCAAGCUCAACUACGACCACACAUUCCCGCUACGUUAAGGGUCCAGCCUCUUAUGCCGUUGGUAGACACACCCUGCCCUCGCUGCUCAUCCAGCGUUGAGCAGUAUAAUAUCAACCUAAACUGUGACUUUUACAUGUGCAUGAACUCCAAGUGUUCAUACCCGUUCGAUACAGACCUCGUGUCGACAUUUAUCGUAGAUAAACCUCCAAAGACGCGUAGAAAGCCUGCUCCUUCGCCACCACCCUCGUCACCACUUGUACAAAGACAGCUGAAAAUGAAGAGGAAUCGUAGCUUUGUUUCUAUGUCCAUGUUGAAUCAGCGGAAAAGGAAGCCGUUUGACCGUGUAAAUGCCAAUGCCGUUGGGCAAGGUGGGUUGCCACUCUUGUCUGCGCCACCCGUGCAGAAAGAAAAUAUGGGAUCUUUUAGUGACGAUGUUUUUAACCAUCCGUCGUCUCUUGAUAUUACCCUACAGAACUCCUCAUUAUCUCCCUCUACCCAAGAACUUAACUAUUCGCUGGCAGACAUUGAACAUCUGCUUCAGCAUGACGACGAGGCUGAGUAUGAUAGUGAACAUUCAACCGUCGUGACCCCAAAGGACAUUGAUAGUCUGCUGGACAAGUCCACACUCAUGGAUGAUUUUAUGGUGGUAACAGCCCAAGAUCUUUUCAAUACCAAUUCAAUUUAAUUGUCUGGUGCUUCACUUGAAGGCGGCGGUAGAGCAAAUAGCCCUGAAUUUUUCCCUUUUCGUUCC